Nilaparvata lugens (brown planthopper) is the source of this 1440-nucleotide messenger RNA. It is a transcript of the gene bbc, whose product is annotated as choline/ethanolaminephosphotransferase 1. Gene Ontology annotation, biological process: phosphatidylethanolamine biosynthetic process. Gene Ontology annotation, molecular function: ethanolaminephosphotransferase activity; diacylglycerol cholinephosphotransferase activity. NCBI's taxonomy places the organism in Eukaryota, Metazoa, Arthropoda, Insecta, Hemiptera, Delphacidae. Gene Ontology annotation, cellular component: endoplasmic reticulum membrane; Golgi apparatus. The record is from RefSeq and is a predicted model, not a curated record. The transcript is spliced from 8 exons. Bases 235 to 1416 code for a protein of 393 amino acids.
UUAUCAACACUAUACGGUGAGAGCGCAGCGCAAGCGGUCCAGUCCAGUUUUAUUUUCAGUCAUCGCUUCGUUUCGUAUCAUUUCAGAAGAUAUGAUUGCAAUCUCAAACUUGAAAGGUGUUAAGGCCUACGUUUGAACAGCUUUUCGAUGAACUUGAGUGAAUGUUAAGUGUAAAAUGACGUUACUUCUCUACUCAGAAUAAUUUUCUGAUGUGUGUGUGCAAAUUGUUCAGAAAUGUUGGGAUUAUUCAAGGAUAAAUUGUUAUCUUCUGGACAGCUGAAACGGCUAGGUGAACACAAGUAUAGUUACGAAAGUGUCAGUUUAUUGGACCCAAUAUUGCAACCAUGGUGGAAUUGGUUAGUGAGCAAAAUUCCAAUUUGGCUUGCUCCAAAUCUAAUAACUGUAACAGGACUAAUUGUAAAUAUUUUGACCACUUUGAUUCUUGUCUGGUACAGUCCUGAUGCGAGAGCUGAAGCGCCAAGAUGGGCAUUUCUGGUUUGUGCAAUUGGACUGUUUGUUUACCAAAGUCUUGACGCAAUAGAUGGUAAACAGGCAAGGCGAACGGGGUCGUCGUCCCCUUUGGGGGAACUGUUCGAUCAUGGCUGUGACUCCAUAUCUACUGUGUUUGUUGCACUAUCCGCAUGCAUAGCUGUGCGACUUGGUUUCAACCCUGUUUGGAUGUUCUUUCAGACAUUCUGUGCAAUCACACUUUUCUACUGUGCUCACUGGCAAACCUAUGUGUCAGGUACAUUACGGUUUGGCAGAAUCGACGUCACAGAAGCUCAGUUUACAAUAAUGGGCAUUCAUCUAGUAUCGUUCAUCUUUGGACCAAAAAUCUGGGAAACACAGGUGCUGUUUGACUUUUUUGAACUGCGCUACACUGUAGGCAUAAUGACAGUAAUUUGUGGAUCGGUCGCUCUGUUCAAUACGCUCACAGUGGUGUUUACUGGUGGGGUGGGCAAGAAUGGGUCAACUGUUGCUAUCGUGGGUCCGUAUGUUGUGACUCUCCGAGACCCGAUUCUUCUCGGUGUAUCUUUGGGAUACUUUGUCGUUUUCUGCACAUUUUGUCAGAAUUUUCUCAGCGGCGGAGCUGGCAAAAAUGGGUCGACUGUUGCUCUGCCCUGGGCCAAUGUUGAGCUGAAGCUAAUGCCCGUAUUUGUCGGUAGCCUAGUUGCCGUAUACCUCUUGCAGGCCCACUUCUCAGUCAUAUUCACCGGAGGGGUGGGCAAGAACGGUUCAUCUGUAGCUGGAACGAGUGUACUGUCACCAGUGAUCCCUCUCACUCUCGCCGUGUUACCUGCUUGUAUAAUAUUCAUGAAGAGCGAACAAAACGUUUAUGAAAAUAAUCCGGCUGUUUAUAUAAUGGCUUUUGGACUGGUAGCUGCUAAAGUAACAAACAGACUUGUGGUAAGUUGAUAAUUAACUAUUUCCAAUCUGUUU